GUGUGUGAUGCAGAGGGGGUCAUCUUGUGCUGAAAGCAAAGCUUGGCUGGCUGGAAAGAGGUACGGUGGGGAAGCUGACGAUGAAGAGGCUGCUGAUUGUACGAAGGUGCGAGCCGAUUGUGCGGUUCAGCUGCUGCAGCGUGCGCUACGGGGAGUGCCGCCGGAACCAUGCGGCGAGCACCGGAGGCUACGCCAUCGAUGGGUGCCGGGAGUUCAUCGCUGAAGGGGAGGAGGGCACCGGUGGCGCUCUCAAGUGCGCGGCCUGCGGUUGCCACCGCAGCUUCCACCGCAGGGUGCAGGUCUAUGAGUUUGCGUGGGACUACGGAUCCUACACAUCGUCGACCGAGUAGAGUGUUGCCCCAAGCUUGGAGUCCUGCUCCUGCAAUGGCGAAUGCCCAAAAAUUCGCCCUCUUUUCAUGUGUCUCCGACGACAAGCUGUCCGGUGCUUGUCUAGGACCCUUGUGAUUCUUUGUAACUUGGAGCUCAGAAUUAUCUAUCUAUUCUUUCUGCUCUGAACCUUUCUGUGGUACCUGGUUUCAUGAGAGUUGUGCCCUCUCUCCCGUUGGCGAUCCACAGUGACAGUAGUAUCUUUGCUGGCUACUGUGUGGGAAUGAAUGUAGUUUUCGUCACUUUCCUGUCUUUGCCAGCUUGUUUAUCUGAAAUAGAACGGUUAUUCUGUUAGGCUGAGAA
Setaria italica (foxtail millet) is the source of this 690-nucleotide messenger RNA. RefSeq names its product mini zinc finger protein 2. Gene Ontology annotation, biological process: regulation of developmental process; regulation of DNA-templated transcription. Gene Ontology annotation, molecular function: transcription cis-regulatory region binding; DNA-binding transcription factor activity. The transcript has a single exon. Lineage: Eukaryota; Viridiplantae; Streptophyta; Magnoliopsida; Poales; Poaceae. Bases 81 to 350 code for a protein of 89 amino acids. The record is from RefSeq and is a predicted model, not a curated record. Gene Ontology annotation, cellular component: nucleus.